AUGGCAUACAAUAAGUUAACAUCCCUUUUCCUACUAUCUCUUUUCCUCAUUGCAACAACUAGUCCAUUAGCCCAUGGAGUCCUUAUCAAUGGCCAAAAUGUGAUUGGACUAAGGGUACGUGGCCUUUUGGUUUGUUCAGCAACAGGCAAUCCACCUGGCCCUGGCAUUGCUGGUGUAAACGUCAAGAUUUCAUGCAAUGGUGGUUCAACAAGCCUUGUCCAAGUUCUAACUGAUGCUAAUGGCUACUUUCAAACUAUAAUCACUGCAUUAGAUGGCAUCCUCUUUGAUCAAACUACAACACCAUGCCAAGUUAUAAUUGAUACUCCAAUUGCUAGUUGUUCACUUUUGGCUUCAACUGGAACACUUAGGGCUCCUAUUACCCUUGUUGGUACCCUUAUACAAACUUUGCUUGGUCUUGUUGCUGAUGCUACUUGCGGUGCAUUUCACUUAGUUCCUAUUGCAUAA
Molecule: messenger RNA, 465 nt
Organism: Nicotiana tabacum (common tobacco)
Lineage: Eukaryota; Viridiplantae; Streptophyta; Magnoliopsida; Solanales; Solanaceae
Source: RefSeq, a predicted model, not a curated record